AUGUCUAACAAUAUCACCUCCGCCCCGCCUCUUCCGGCUCUCAACCGCUACGAGUCAGAGAUCUCCGACUUUACCACUGACGGCGAGAAGGGCGAUGUCAAGCACCUCGACUCUACCCGCCCCGACCCCAUCCUCGAGGAGGACGAGACCAACGUCGGUCUUGCCGCCUACAAUGAGUCCAAGCUCCAGGGUGACAUCACCCCCGAGCAGAACAAGCGUAUCCGCAAGCGGAUCGACAUGUUCCUCCUCCCCCUUUUCCUCAUCACCCAGACCCUUCAGUACCUCGACAAGACCGCUUUGAACUACGCCAAGGUCUUCGGUAUGGAGACUGCUAUGGGCAUGAGCGGAAACCAGUUCUCCCUCGGUGCCGCCAUCUUCUACAUCGGUUACAUGGUGUCCCAGCCCGGAUGGUCGUACCUUCUCGGUAGAUGGCACGCCGGUCGUGUCCUCGGUGGUUCCGCCUUCAUCUGGGGUGUCCUCGUCCUCGUCAUGGUCUGGUCCAAGAACUUCACCCACGUCAUGGUCACUCGUUUCCUCCUCGGUGUCUUCGAGGCCGCCGUCACUCCGGGUCUCUCCCUCAUGACUGGUUGGUGGUACCGCCGAGACGAAGUCCCUCUGAGGCAGACCAUCUGGUACUCUGCUGUUGGAUGGGGAGGUAUGAUCGGUUCGCUCAUGGCGGCUGGUAUCCAGGGUUGCUACGCUGAUUUUCAGCUCUCCGACAACCCCGUCCCCCGAUGGCAGCUCAUCUUCUACAUCCUCGGCGCCAUCACCAUGGCUAUGGGUCUCGUCCUCUACUUCUUCCUUGCCGACGGACCGUCUACCGCCAAGUGGCUCCCGGCCAAGGAUCGCCCGAUGGCCGUCCAGCGUGUCGCUGCCUCCGGAGUCGGAGUCAAGACCACCAACUUCAACUGGAACCACGGUCUCCAGGCGCUCAAGGACCCCAAGAACUGGCUCCUCACUGUCGCCAUGUUCGGUUCGUCCGUCCCCAACGGUGUCCUCACCAACUUCUCCGGCUCCAUCAUCAAGGGUCUCGGCUUCAGCACCCUCAACGCUGCUCUCCUUGACUGCGCUGGCCGAUCCCUCCAGGUCAUCUCUCUUCUCAUUGCCGGUAUCGUCGCUUCCAGGUUCGCCAACACUCGUCUCCUCAUGAUGACCAUCGGUAACUUGGUCUGUGUCCUCGGUACCGCUCUCAUGUCCUUCCUCCCCUUCACCCCCGCCAACAACUGGCCCCGUCUCGUUGGGUUCUGGCUCGUCAACGUCCAGUCGGUCGGUUUCACCAUCGGUCUCGUCAUGGUCUCUACCAACAUCGGUUCUUACUCCAAGCGUAUCGUCACCUCAUCCUGCAUCUUCGUCGGCUACUGUGUCGGUAACAUUGUCGGUCCCCUCACCGCUCUUGAGUCUGAGGCGCCUCGGUACCAGACUGCAGCCUACUGUAUGCUUGCUGGCUACGUUCUCAAGACCAUCUGCCAUUGUACAUUGUGGCUUUAUAUGUAUCGCGAGAACAAGCGUCGCGACCGCGUCCACGGUGUCGCCGACCCCCUCCAGGCUGCCGACAACGGUAUGAGGGGCCAGACUGAAAAUGAGAACGUUCAUUUCAGGUAUGUGCUCUAG
Molecule: messenger RNA, 1611 nt
Organism: Dioszegia hungarica
Lineage: Eukaryota; Fungi; Basidiomycota; Tremellomycetes; Tremellales; Bulleribasidiaceae
Product: major facilitator superfamily domain-containing protein
Exons: 8
Coding region: 1-1611 (536 amino acids)
Biological process (GO): tripeptide transport; transmembrane transport; dipeptide transport
Cellular component (GO): plasma membrane
Molecular function (GO): allantoate transmembrane transporter activity; dipeptide transmembrane transporter activity
Source: RefSeq, a predicted model, not a curated record